Molecule: messenger RNA, 3207 nt
Organism: Lontra canadensis (Northern American river otter)
Lineage: Eukaryota; Metazoa; Chordata; Mammalia; Carnivora; Mustelidae
Gene: AVL9
Product: AVL9 cell migration associated
Exons: 16
Coding region: 236-2182 (648 amino acids)
Cellular component (GO): cytoplasm
Source: RefSeq, a predicted model, not a curated record
GUGACAGCCCGGAAGCAGCGGAAGCGGAUGAGGGUACCGCGGCCGCGGCCCUGGGGGGCGGCACGGAGCUGCGGGAGCCUCGGCCUCCUCCGGGCCGCCUGCGCGGCCCUCAUGCGGCGCCCUUGCUGACACCUGAAACCCGCCGCUCGCCGUCCUCCUGGGGACCGCGGGGUUCGCCGGGCCCGCCGCCCUUGGCGGUUGAAGUCGGCGGCUUGCGGGCCCGCGGCGGCCGCCCAUGGAGAAGGCCGGGCGGGGAGGCGAUGGCGCCCCCCGGGGGCCCGUACUGCACAUCGUGGUGGUCGGCUUUCAUCACAAGAAGGGCUGCCAGGUUGAAUUCUCUUACCCGCCCCUGAUUCCAGGAGAUGGUCAUGACAGCCCCACUUUACCUGAAGAAUGGAAGUAUUUGCCCUUCCUUGCCUUACCAGAUGGCGCACACAACUACCAGGAAGAUACUGUCUUUUUUCACUUGCCACCCAGAAAUGGAAAUGGAGCCACAGUAUAUGGUAUCUCCUGCUAUCGACAAAUUGAAGCCAAGGCAUUGAAAGUACGGCAAGCAGAUAUCACCAGAGAGACCGUUCAGAAAAGUGUCUGUGUUCUAAGCAAGUUGCCUCUCUAUGGCUUACUUCAAGCAAAACUUCAGCUCAUUACACAUGCAUAUUUUGAAGAGAAGGAUUUUUCCCAAAUUUCCAUUCUAAAGGAGCUUUAUGAGCAUAUGAAUAGUUCCUUGGGAGGAACUUCAUUAGAAGGAUCCCAAGUAUAUCUUGGUCUGUCUCCUCGAGAUCUUGUGCUUCAUUUUCGACACAAGGUCUUAAUCCUGUUUAAACUAAUUCUUCUUGAAAAAAAGGUUCUCUUUUAUAUUUCUCCAGUGAAUAAAUUGGUGGGUGCCCUGAUGACUGUGUUAUCCCUUUUUCCAGGCAUGAUUGAACAUGGUCUCAGUGACUGUUCUCAGUACAGACCCCGAAAGAGUAUGUCUGAAGAUGCUGGGCUUCACGAAAAUAAUCACCCUGCAGAUGAUUUUGUUUCUAUGUCUGUUCCUGACAUUUCAAAUACCAACUCAGGAACUGUUAAGAAAAUCAUGACAGGAAACCACGGAGGAGAUGCUGUCAUUAAGACCGAAGAACCAUUGCUCCAAGUAGAAGAUGACAGCAGCAAAGGACAGGAACCCAAUGAAACCAGUCAAUAUUUGAAACCUCCUUCUCGCCCAUCUCCAGAGUCUUCAGAAAGUGACUGGGAGACCUUGGAUCCUAGCAUCUUAGAGGACCCUACCUUGAAAGAAAGGGAACAGGGGUCAGAACAGACAAACUCAUUUCCAAAGGAGUCUGUGCCCUCAGACAGUCCUCCAAUUACUGUACAACCUCAAGCUAAUACAGGCCAGGUGGUACUGAUACCAGGGCUAAUUUCUGGUUUGGAAGAAGACCAAUAUGGCAUGCCCCUGGCCAUCUUCACAAAGGGAUAUCUGUGUUUGCCUUACAUGGCAUUGCAGCAGCAUCAUCUUCUCUCCGAUGUCACCGUCCGUGGAUUCGUUGCUGGGGCUACUAACAUCCUUUUCCGCCAGCAGAAGCACCUCAGUGAUGCCAUUGUGGAGGUGGAAGAAGCUCUGAUCCAGAUCCAUGAUCCAGAACUCAGGAAGCUGCUUAACCCAACCACCGCAGACCUCAGGUUCGCAGAUUACUUAGUGAGGCACGUGACAGAGAACCGGGAUGAUGUCUUCCUGGAUGGCACAGGCUGGGAGGGAGGUGACGAGUGGAUCCGAGCCCAGUUUGCAGUCUACAUCCACGCACUCCUGGCUGCCACACUGCAGUUAGAUAAUGAAAAGAUACUAUCGGACUAUGGGACAACCUUUGUUAUGGCAUGGAAAAACACUCACAACUACAGGGUGUGGAACAGCAACAAGCAUCCAGCACUUGCAGAAAUAAAUCCGAACCAUCCUUUUCAAGGCCAGUACUCCGUGUCAGACAUGAAGUUAAGAUUCUCACAUUCUGUUCAAAACAGUGAACGUGGCAAAAAAAUUGGAAACGUCAUGGUCACAACCAGCCGAAAUGUUGUACAAACAGGAAAAGCUGUUGGCCAGUCAGUUGGAGGAGCUUUUUCCAGCGCGAAGACAGCUAUGUCUUCGUGGCUUUCUACUUUCACCAGUCCCGCCCCCCAGAGUCUCACUGAGCCCCCCGACGGGAAGCCCUGAGCAAGGCGUCCAGAGGCUGCUGUCGCUUCCUUAGGUUUAAAUGUCUCCCAUCUGCUGCUCCCAGACUGUUCUCUUCAUCGGCCACAGGUCCACACAAGGGGACCAGGAUGUCGAACUGUUUACAGGGACAGUUGUCCUCUGUCUAAUUGAAUGUCGCAGGAUGCUGGAAAGAUGAAAUCGCAGCCAUAGCAGGGAUGGCUUUCCAGGUUGGGGUUUAAAUUGACUACUUUUAUUUCAGUCUGAGCCUGAUUAAAACACAGUGAAACUUCUAAUGAAUUUUCAGUUCUGAUAGUGUACAUUUGUUUACUUUAGACAAGUUUUUACUUAUGUAAAUUUUGUUCUCUUUUCCUGUUUGAAUAUCCAGAUGGCCAACUGUCAUUUAUAUGUGCUAAAAUUAAGUUAUAUUACUAUUCUAAUUUCUCUCAAGUUGGCCCUAAAAUGUGUUUAUAAAGUUAAGGGGCCAUACAAUCCAGCCCUUUGUUAUUACUUUGCUGAGUUAUAUGAUGAUUUUUUUUGUUGGUUUUCUGCCCACAAAAUAUAUUUAUCAGUUCACUUCCUCCCAGAAACAUGAAAACCAGAGGUGGUAGUUCUGAGGAUGGGAGUGUUUUGUUUCAUGUUUUUAAUUUAUUCUUUCCCAGUCCUAAACACUUGCUCUGAGGUGUCAAGGAGUGUCACUGUGCUUUCUUCCUCUUCCCAACUGUGCAGGUGGGUGUGCAGCGAAAUAGCAUGGUGCCAGUUGCAAUGGUGUUCAAGCAGGUUAACAUGAGUGUAUUUACAGUGGAGACUCUGGAAGACCUCGGUGUUAGUUCUGUCAACCCUAAUUAUGUUGCAGUCUUCUACAAGCAUUUUUUUUAACCCACAGUUUGUGCCUUCUGUUUCUUCUUUUGAACAGUUUUCCAUGGGUGUUUACAGAUGUACAGGUUUUUUUCUUAGUCUUACUCUUCAUACAGCUUUUCAAGGCAUUUGGCCUUCCCACUCCCUGAUGGAAAAUCGUUCUGUAAUCAGUCCCUACCCCCUUAUGAAAG